UUUUUUCCUGGAUUAUCUUUUUUCAAAAAAAUAUAUUAAAUAAUAUCUCUUUUAGGGAAAUAUUUUUUAGAAUGAUUCUGACGUAACUCCAAAUAGCGAUAUUUAAACAAAUCUCGCUACUUGGAAUAGCGAGAUUUACUUUUGACUAAAGGGCUUGUGCUGACGUGUGGCAAAUCUCACUACUUGGAGUAGCGAGAUUUUCUUGGGAUACUUAUUACUCUGCCAACCGCCUUUUGAUGCGUGGUAAAUCUCGCUACUCCAAGUAGUGAGAUUUGUUUCAGACUAACCUCACCCGUUCUUCCUCCUUCCUUGUGCGAACAGACAGUACCUUUGUUGCAGAGCCGAGCGUAGGUUACCGUUGAAGGAGAUUCCGGAGCGCUCAGGUGACCGUUGCGGGCUUCAAAUCGAGAGCUAUAUAAGAAGGAGAUGGGGUAAGUUAUGUUUUCUAUGUUCGGUGCAUAGAUUUUUAAAUUAUUUUUAUUUCAUCCAAAGCUUUGAUAAGAGGAGAGACAGAGUUUGUGAUUUGUGUUGAAAGAUUCGUGGAUAAACACUUUUCUUAAGGUUUGUAUUUCAUUUUUUUGGUAUUUGAAUUUAAUUUUUUACCGAGAAUAUUUAAUUUUUUCCAUUCAAACUAUUGUUCAAUAUUUAUUUUUUGGAUUGUUGUUUCAUUGUAAAAUGCAUUAUCUUUCCUGCCUUAGAAUUUGUUGAAGUUUCCUCCACUCACUAAAUUUGUUGAAUUUCCUUCUACUCUUUUUAAUAUAAUUGUGCAAUUAUAAUUAGAUCAUAUGGUUUACCUUCAAAAGAUCGAUGGGAAAUUUUGUUAUUCAAUCAUUGAAUUUCCUUUUGCUGUUUUUGAUAUAAUUGGGCACAUCCACUAAAGUUUUUCAAGAACAUAUAAAGUGGCCAUAUUCAAUUGGAUUGUCAUCUUGUGACCGCGUUGGUGGAGCGAUGGAGGCCAGAGACACACACUUUCCACUUGUCACACAGGGAGGCGACUAUCACAUUACAAGAUGUCGCGGUAUUGUUCGGGCUUCCGAUUGAUGGGUUGCCCGUCACUGGUCGUACAGCUGGACCAGUACAGGAUGGAGGCGCCGGUCAGGGGGGAGGACUUCGCCGCAUGUGCGAUAGAUUGUUAGGAGUGGAGCCUCCAAAUGGUGAGCUUCUUGGUGCCCGCAUUUGCAUGCGGUUUCUAGAGGGGGAGAUGUUUCUCCAGCUUCCGGUUGAUGCCGAUGAUCACACUAUAGCGUGUCACGCACGUGCCCAUAUGCUGCGAUUGAUAUGUGGGACGCUAUUCUCCGACCUAUCAGGGAGUUACGCACACUUGAUGUUCCUUCCGCUGCUCGCGGAGCGAGCAGAGAUACGCCAUUAUAGUUGGGGUUCUGAGACGUUAGCCUGGCUGUACCGGGAGAUGUGCCGCGCCGCAGACGUUUCGUACUCACAGAUUGGAUGAGCACUCCGCUUAUUGUAGGUUUGGGCGUGGGAGAGAUUCACGUCGUUAGAUCCUACGCGCCGCGGUCUCCAGCAUCUUAUUCAGAGGGAUGAGGACAGACAGCCGAUUGACCCAGCUCCACUCGCGUGGAGGUAGAGGGAUCAGUUGUUGGCACCUAAUGUUGCGCAACACACGCUGCCCUGGUACAGAUUUGAGCUGGACAUGCACCGGGAGCACGAGUUGGGUCGGACCACUGGGUUGCCCGAGUGCCACUCAUAUGUUUUCAUAUUGUCGAGUGACAUCUCCUAGACCGAGUGAUGCGCCAGUUUGGCUUUCGACAGGGCAUCCCUAGCCGCUUCUAUACUUCGGGGGUCGAUGUACGUAGGGAGGACUUGUACGAGAUUGAUGGUCGCGAUCGGGGGAACACGGAUUGGGCUGCGGAGCACGCGAUGUACGUGACUAUGUGGGGACAUAGGUGGGAGUACAUCGUGGAGGGAGUGCGGGCAGACUGCCCGAUGGGUCCGAACGAUCCAUAUUACACGUGGUACAAGUCGAUCACACGUCGCUUUGUAGAUAGGACUGCGGCGGUCUACAUGAGCCUCAUACACUUACUCAAACAUAUACCUAAUUUUUUACCGUUUACAUUAGCAGUUCAAUGUUGUAACCACUAUUUUCGUAUGCUGCAGGCUGACAUAUUACACCAGGUCGACUCGCUAUCAUCAAACCCCGCUGUGAGCGAUUUAGCGAGAGCUGGUUUGGACAUUGUCUAUGAGGACAAGCGACGGAUCCCUACCCCACGCCGGCCCCCUGCCCCACGAGGUGGUCGAGCAGCUCUAGUACAAGGGGGUCGAGCAACUACCUCCAGCCGUCCAUCGAGUCCGGCCUUAUCACCGCCCAUUGUAUAUGAGGAGUAUGUGUUUGGGCUGUCCGCAUCAUAUGCCCCAUCGACAGCUGCUGAUUUUGCGGGACCCUCCAGUAGACCGGAGGAUUAUCGAUCUGACUCUGCUGCGACGCCGUCGAUGUCGUACUUACUAGAUGACCCUCUCGAUGCGGAGGAGGUAGAUGCACCCGGGUUGCCAGCUCGGACUCGUCCAGGGACUACAUACGAUAUAACUCCCCGUCCGCUUCACCUAGAGAUAGAUUAUCCAGUACGUAUGGGCGGAGAUGAUAGACAUGCAGCCCCUCGACGUGACCGGACGCCAGACGCAGAUGAGCAGCCAGGUGAGGGCAAUCGCAGACGGCAGCCACCUCGACACCGGAGACGACCUCCAUGCGGUACCGAGUAGGUGAUAUAUGUAUUUUUUAAUUAGUUCAUACUUUCAUUUGUACAUCAGAUAUAUGUUUACAACUUCAUUUGUACAUAAUGUAUUUCUUCAUUAUUCAUAAUGUAAUUUUCUUAAUUCUAAAUCUAUAGAGCAGUACUAGGUAAAGUGCCAAGCAGGUAGAAAUUAGUGUAGUAAUUGGAUAUGUUGAAUGUAUACGAAUCUCGUGAAUGUAACGUUGUGAACAUACUGGCAUCAAUUAUAUUUGAA
Messenger RNA from Malania oleifera, 2961 nucleotides. RefSeq lists its product as uncharacterized. NCBI's taxonomy places the organism in Eukaryota, Viridiplantae, Streptophyta, Magnoliopsida, Santalales, Ximeniaceae. The record is from RefSeq and is a predicted model, not a curated record. The transcript is spliced from 3 exons. The coding region runs from base 1747 to 2715 and encodes 322 amino acids.